AGUGAAAGUAAUCAAUUAGCAAAAGCGAAUUGAGUACAGUUUUGCAAUUCUACGGUAAGAUCUCCCCAUUUGACUUACCGGCAAGUGAUCGUGCACUAGUGCAUAGUUUCUUACAUGCGUCUCUAUCACGAGCAUCUCUUUUCUUUAUCUUUGCACGAUUUUCAUAUGUAAUAACAACCUGUUUCAACAAGAAAAAUGCAUCCCGUCAGAUACAUCACCAUUUUAUUCGCAUUCGUCGUCUUUUCUUCAAUUUCCGUUUAUGGCUUUCCGGACGGUGCUCCGGUGGAUGCUUGCGUAAAACCACGACCUAAUCAACCUUAUCACGGCGAAGCUCGUUCGCAGCCUUUAAAUACGAGUCCUUAUAAAAUAUUGUCCUCAUCGUCGCAGUAUGUACCAGGUUCCCAAAUCACAGUUUCUAUAAGAGGAGCCUCAUUCCAGGGAUUUUUCAUACAGGCACGCGAUUCUAAUACAAACAAAUGGAUCGGAUCAUGGGAACAAACACCCAAUACAAAAAUACAUGCUGAAUGCAGUGCUGUGACACAUGCGGAUCCACGUGAAAAAGAACAAGCCACUUUUAUUUGGAAUGCACCGCCGAAUGCACGUGGCAGUGUUUACUUCACUGGGACUGUAUUGAAGGACUAUGCAACAUUCUGGUCUGAUCUUGUUUCACAGGUAACGCAAUAAUAAUUCGUUAGCAUUUUAUCUAUCAGCAUUCUUAGAUGUCGACAAAGUGCAUUCCCCAAAAGGAUAGAUUUCUAUCUGUAUACUUAUAUUCAAAAAUUCUUUAUUAUGUACCUUUGUAUACAUACAAUAUGUUCAAUAUAUAUUUUAUAUGGAUUUUAUAUUUUUUUACAUUAUGUGUAAUCGCAAAAAUGUAAUAUAUUGAAAAUGUUUCAAAUA
This is a messenger RNA of Camponotus floridanus (Florida carpenter ant), 900 nucleotides long. RefSeq names its product putative defense protein 3. The record is from RefSeq and is a predicted model, not a curated record. Gene Ontology annotation, molecular function: oxidoreductase activity, acting on metal ions. NCBI's taxonomy places the organism in Eukaryota, Metazoa, Arthropoda, Insecta, Hymenoptera, Formicidae. The coding region runs from base 196 to 684 and encodes 162 amino acids. The transcript has 4 exons.